CGCGUGUUGCUCCCGUCGGGGUUCACGAUGGAGGGAGGGGCGAGCAACAAGGACCUCGCGCGUGCGAGGUUCAAACAGCAACAGCACGGCCGUCGCGUGCACGGCCGUGGUGGCGGGAGGCGGGGAACGUUCGGGAGGAAAGGGGAGCCGGGUAAUUCGGGUUCGGAAGAGGACGACGAUGAGGAAGAUGCUCCAGCUCACGGGCGUUCCUUGGAUCUUCCCCCGGCCUACGACGACUCCGACGCCGAGGAUCCCUUAGCAGGUCCCCGGCUGAGGUCCAACGGGGCGGACCUCGCCGCUCUCCUCGCCGAGUGCGACGCGUCCGCGUUGCCCCGGCAGCACGUGUCCGCGUACAUGGAUCCCUCGUGGUCCGUCGACGACCUCGGGGAGCUGCAGCGCGCCCUGGGGGGCGGGGGCUCGGGGCUCGGCGGGGACGAGUUGAGCGUGGACGCGCACGGGCUGAUUCGGCAGCUGCGCGAGCUGCCCCUGGCGGAGCUGCUGGGGCUCUCGAGGGAGUACGCCGAGGCCCUGGGCGAGGGACCUGACCCGGGGUACGGGGCCACCGGGUCCGCGGGUAUCUACACCGGCUUCGAGCCCACCGGCUCCGAGCCCACCGGCUCCGAGCCCACCGGCUCCGAGCCCACCGGCUCCAAAGGACGGGGACGACGACCUCGACGCGCUCCUUUUAAGCACCCGGGCCGGACCGUCGGAUCCGGCGCCCGGCACAGUUAACGUCGGUGACGACGAGCUGGACGAUCUGCUGGGGAUAUCCACCGGGGCGGUGGGGGAGCGGGGGAGCGGGGGAGCGGGUCGGGGGUCGAGUGCCACCGCCGCGGCGCGGACCGACGACGACGACGCGUUCUUGGACGAGUUGUUGGGAUAGGAAAAAUUCAAUCGUCGACAUCAUCUAGCUAGU
This is a messenger RNA of Micromonas commoda, 916 nucleotides long. RefSeq lists its product with no specific name. The coding region runs from base 28 to 732 and encodes 234 amino acids. The transcript is spliced from 2 exons. The record is from RefSeq and is a predicted model, not a curated record. NCBI's taxonomy places the organism in Eukaryota, Viridiplantae, Chlorophyta, Mamiellophyceae, Mamiellales, Mamiellaceae.